Ustilaginoidea virens is the source of this 1242-nucleotide messenger RNA. RefSeq lists its product as uncharacterized. The transcript has 3 exons. NCBI's taxonomy places the organism in Eukaryota, Fungi, Ascomycota, Sordariomycetes, Hypocreales, Clavicipitaceae. The record is from RefSeq and is a predicted model, not a curated record. Bases 1 to 1242 code for a protein of 413 amino acids.
AUGGAGCAGACCGGCCUGUUCCACUGGCCGGCCCUUCCGCACCCCGCCCUCGUCGCGACCACCACCGCCGUCGCGACCGCCUCGCUCCUCCUCCUCGCCAAGCUGACGCUCUGGCCGCGCAACCGCCCCGUGCUGCAGAGCCCGCUGAAAACCGUGAUCCCGAGGACGCCCAAGACGGAGCUCGACCAGCUGGCCUACCUGCCCGACACGUUCCCCGGCGCGAGGGACGUGGACACGCCGUACGGCUCCAUCCGGGUGUACGAGUUCGGCCCCCCCGCCGGCGACAAGGUGCUCCUCGUGCACGGCAUCAGCACAAGCUGCAUCGCGCUGGGGCGCAUCGCGCACGCCCUCGUCGCGCGGGGCUGCCGCGUCAUGCUCUUUGACCUUUUCGGACGCGGCUUCUCCGACGGCGUGGGCGACCUGCCGCACGACGCGCGCCUGUACACGUCGCAGCUGCUGCUGGUGCUGGCGUCGUCGCCGCUCGCGUGGACCGGCGCCGCGGGCUUCCGCCUCGUGGGCUACUCGCUGGGCGGGGCCGUCGUGGUGCCCUUUGCCAACGCCUUCCCGCACAUGGUGUCGUCGCUGGUGCUGCUGGCGCCGGCGGGCCUCAUCGACGCGGCGGCGUUUGGCGCCGUCUCGCGCUUCGUCUUCUCGAGCGGCCUCGUCCCGGAGCGCAUCCUGGCCGUCCUGACGGGCCGCCGGCUGCAGCGCCCGCUGGCCUCGUCGGUUGCCGCGCGCGCGCGCGCCGCCGUCGCGCUUGCCGCCGCCGAGGCCAAGGCCGAGGCCGCACCCGGCACCGACACCGACACCGACACCAGGACCGACACCGACACCGACACCGGCUCCGGCUCCGCGGGGCCGCCGCCGCUCGAGGCCCGCGUCUCCGACUACGUCCGGUGGAUGGUCCGCCACCACGACGGCUUCGUCCCGGCCUUCAUGUCGUGCGUCCGCCACGCCCCGCUGACGGGGCAGCACCGCCAGUGGCGAGGCCUGGCCACCAGGCCGCCCGGCACCACGGCCGUCAUCCUCGCCCGCGCCGACGAGCUCAUCCGCGCCGACGAGUACGCCCACGGCCUGGAGCUGGCCGGCGGCGCGGGCCGCGUCUUCUGGCGCGUCGUCCCGGGCGGGCACGACUUUGUCAUGACCCACGUCGACGACGUGAUGCGGCAGCUGGACGAGUUUUGGGGCCCGGGGAGACGGGCGGGGGCUGCUGUAAACGCCCCCGGGCGCGUGCACUUGUAG